ACACAUCCGCCCCAACCAUAGACACCAGAGGGAGCUCCACAGUGGUCCGUGUGGGACAAGGGGCAGUACUCAAGUGUAAGGUCACGGGCUGCCCUGAAGCAGCGGUCAUCUGGACGACCCCUACCGGCGUGAGUCUGACCUCUGACUCCCAACAUCCGGGUCUCCACGUUCUGUCAGACGGAAGUCUAGUCGUCGUGUCAGCGUCAUCAGACGACUCGGGCACCUACAGCUGCAUGGCGGUCAACUACCUCGGGAAGGCCACGGCAACGGUUCGUCUCAAGGUCACAGACGGGUCUCAGACCACUACCGACACGGGUUCGACUACGCCGUGACCAGUUAGACUCAAGAAGACGGUGGAACUCACACAUAUAUCAUAUACACCUUCGAACCUGUUCACCAACGCUGCGCUUUUUUGCUUGCUUUGACAGUUUUGACAAGGGUUUUAACUUAGAAAAUCCCCUGUCACAAAUUCAGGUUGGCUGAACAUUUGAGUCAAAUUUUACUGCCAACCACGCCCCUGUAUAAUAUCCUUGGCCCAACACGCUACCGCUACGCCAUACGACAUUAACGGUUCCUGUUUAAGUGGAAGUACGGUGUGAGACCACGCAACAUCACGUGAACACUAUGUGACGUCAUGAUGUUUACCUGGUCGACUGGUUUUUGGCCACCUGAAGGGGGUUCCUACAACAUGCCCUAGUUCACUUGUAUUUGCAAAUACUAGUAAUAGUUUGUAAACAGGACACAGUGGCAGGUAGUCUUUGUGCACCUUUGCUGAAAAGGUGCUGGACCCGGAAGAAAAGACACAGAAGCACAGAAGACAGUUACAUGGACUGGUGUUUGGUACGCAGUGCAGUGUCAAGAAGAUGCCGUUAGCUGCGACGAUGUUGUUGUUUGGGGUCAUCAGUCUGUUGACCCUGAUUCCCGCGCAUGCGUGUCCGUCGGUGUGUCGAUGCUUUGCGGAUGUUCCCAGUGUGCAUUGCAACCGACCCACGUUGGACCAUAUCCCACAAGGCAUCCCGAACACCACGACAACUCUGCAGAUGAAAGGUACUCGGCUUGUAUCUGUGAGACAGGGAGACCUGUCAGGACUGCCCCUCCUCCGUACCCUGUACCUGUAUGAUAACCAGGUCCACACCAUACAGGUCGGAGCUUUUGACAACAAUCCGAAUAUCCAGAGUCUUGCAGUUAGCAACAACAACAUUUCGGAAGUUUCUCCGGGAGUUUUCAGGGGCCUGAACAGUCUGAGAGAAUUAGACAUGAGGGCGAACAAGAUCACGUCCAUCCCAGCUGGAGUGUUUAACGGCCUGCCUAGUCUUCGGGUCGUGCGGCUUUUGGGGAAUCGGGUGAAGACAAUGUCAGUGGGCGCUUUUUCUAACCUGUCCGCCACGAUUCUGUAUAGCCUCGAAAGUAACAGAAUAGAGAGGAUUGCAAAUGGUGUAUUCGGGGGUCCACAGGGAGCGACCACCAUGAUGCUGAACAACAACAACAUCUCGUUGAUAGAGCCGGGAGCUUUGUCAAGUUUUGUCCGCAUGACCCGGCUAUGGAUCAACGGCAACCGCAUAUCCACUCUACAAGGUGUAUUUACAGGUCUGCGUGAGAUGACACAGAUAUAUGCUCAGUACAACAGCAUAUCGGCUUUGACCGAAGAAGAUUUUUCCGGAUUGACAAAACUGCGAGAGUUGAGUCUGAACAAGAACAAGAUUUCCACCAUCGCUGGAAGAGUGUUUGGCGAUCUGUCAAGCUUACAAACACUCUACCUUGCGGACAACGAAAUCAGUGACAUUGGAAAUGAUACUUUCUACGGAUUGUUCAACCUGAGGUAUCUAUAUAUGUCAGGAAACAAACUGGAAACUGUCGCGGGCGGCAACAUAUGGCCUAAUGUAUCAAAAUCAGAAUGGAUCUAUUCCAGCGCCAACAAGCUGACAACAGUUCCACGUGAGGCCUUGGCAAACAUGUCUUCACUCCGAAGCCUGGUGCUGUCAGACAACCCGAUCGUGUAUGUUGGACCAGACGCCUUCGGACCUCAACUCACUGAAGUUAAGCUUCAAAACACCAAGCUGAGAAUCAUAGACGGAGCUGCCUUCAACAGUUCUCCGCAGGUCAACCGCCUCACACUGAGCAACAACCACCUGCAGUACCUUCCCGAGACCGUCUUCCAGCCGCUGACCUACUACGGAGACCACGAGACGCUGGACCUGGCCGGUAACCCCUGGGUGUGUGACUGUCAGCUGGCAGGUUACUAUGCCUGGCUCAAGACAAAGGGGUGGGCGAUCCCCAGCCUGUACUGCACGUCUCCACCAUCACUGGCAGGACAGUCCCUUCGACGCCUGGCGAACAACUCGCUGAACUGCAGCUGUGAGGCAGUGGAAAGUCCCCGGAUAGACACAGCAGGAAGCACGACUUGGGCGGCCGCCGGGGACGAGGCCAUUCUGAGAUGCAAGGUCAAUGCCUGUCCAGACGCUGCAGUACUGUGGACAGCCGCUAGAGGGAUCUCUCUCACCUCCCAAUCUGAAUUCCCGAACAUGUACGUCCAGGCGGACGGCACACUCGUGAUCCCGGCCGUCACUCCCGGAGACGCGGGUCGCUACACCUGCAUGGCGGUGAACGCCUUCGGGACAGCCGAGGCCGAGAUUCGUCUCGAGGUAACCGUAGGUCCGACCGGCCAGGCCGUGGGAAUACACACAUUUAACCAUCCUGUCUGGAUUUUCGCGGCAGUCCACGUGCUCGUGUUUUAUUGGUACAUAUCUGGAGUAGACAUCUGACUGUAAUAGUUAGUUACCUCCAUGAAAAUGGAGGUGUUGCGUUUCUUAUGUCUGACUCUCUCUCUC
Messenger RNA from Branchiostoma belcheri (Belcher's lancelet), 2828 nucleotides. RefSeq names its product leucine-rich repeat and immunoglobulin-like domain-containing nogo receptor-interacting protein 1. Bases 864 to 2762 code for a protein of 632 amino acids. Gene Ontology annotation, molecular function: protein binding. The transcript is spliced from 9 exons. NCBI's taxonomy places the organism in Eukaryota, Metazoa, Chordata, Leptocardii, Amphioxiformes, Branchiostomatidae. The record is from RefSeq and is a predicted model, not a curated record.